Messenger RNA from Nicotiana attenuata, 1568 nucleotides. Its product is annotated as beta-glucuronosyltransferase GlcAT14A. Gene Ontology annotation, cellular component: membrane. Bases 115 to 1308 code for a protein of 397 amino acids. The transcript has 4 exons. The record is from RefSeq and is a predicted model, not a curated record. NCBI's taxonomy places the organism in Eukaryota, Viridiplantae, Streptophyta, Magnoliopsida, Solanales, Solanaceae. Gene Ontology annotation, molecular function: glucuronosyltransferase activity.
CAUUAACUACCCACUAUUAGAGGCAGCCAUUUUUCCCUUUAAUUUCUAGCAGAACAAGAACUACUUACUUCACAAAGUUCUCAAAUUUCUUGAUUUUUUAGCUAAAUCUUUGUAAUGGGUAUCAAACUUUUUAUGUUUUCUUUCAUUCUAACCUCAGUUCUAUUCAUUCUUGUUUACAUACCCACCCGAUUAUCUCAAUCACCAAUCACUAUUUUCAAGCCAACUAAAAGCUUCAUCAUUUCUAAUACUAGUAAACCUUACCCUGUAAAAUUUGCUUACUUGAUCUCUGCUUCUAAAGGAGAUGUAGCAAAGUUGAAAAGGCUGCUGUUUUCUCUAUACCAUCCUGGGAAUUUUUACUUGAUUCAUUUGGAUUUAGAUGCACCAGAAGCUGAGCACAAAGAGAUUUCAAGAUUUGUGGGUGGAAAUACUGUUUUUGGAGAAAUUAAUAAUGUUUGGAUUGUGGGAAAGCCUAAUUUGGUAACAUAUAGAGGACCAACUAUGCUUGCUACUACACUUCAUGCAAUGUCUAUGCUUUUGAAGAUUGCUAAAUGGGAUUGGUUUAUUAAUCUCAGUGCCUCUGAUUAUCCUUUAGUUACUCAAGAUGAUCUGAUCCAUGCCUUCUCUGACAUACCAAGGGAUCUAAAUUUUGUACAACACACCAGCCACAUGGGUUGGAAACUGAAUAAGAGAGGAAAGCCAAUUAUAAUAGACCCUGGUCUACAUAGUUUAAACAAAUCAGAGAUCUGGUGGGUUAUCAAGCAAAGAAGUCUUCCAACUGCUUUCAAGCUUUAUACAGGUUCAGCUUGGACAAUAUUGUCCAGAUCCUUUGCAGAAUACUGCAUAAUAGGCUGGGAAAACCUUCCAAGAACUCUUCUUCUCUACUACACUAAUUUUGUGUCAUCACCAGAGGGUUAUUUCCAAACAGUCAUAUGCAACUCCGAGGAAUACAAGAACACUACAGUGAACCAUGAUCUUCAUUACAUAACUUGGGACAACCCCCCGAGACAACAUCCUCGAUCCCUUGGUCCAAAGGAUUACAGAAGAAUGAUCUUAAGCAACAGGCCAUUUGCCCGGAAGUUCAAGAACAACAACCCUGUCCUUAAUAAAAUUGAUCGUGACAUUCUCAGAAGACGAAAUGGACAGUUCUCAGCCGGAGGAUGGUGCACCAAUGACGAUGAGCGAGGUUGUUUUAGUCUCCAAGGUGAGAAAUAUGGCGUUCUAAGGCCUGGAAUUGGCGCCAGAAGAUUGAAAACAUUGUUAAAGAAAUUGAUAUCUGCACCAAAUUUUGCUAAGCGGCAGUGUAGAUAAUUUGGAAAUGAGACUUACUUUUUGUCGGAAAUAUAGAAAAAUAAAUUUUGUGGCAGACAUGAAAUAAUGUUAGGUCAAUUCUUGAUAAUUGUCAUAGUUCAUCAGUUUGUACGAGAAAAAGAAAAAUAUAUGUCAGGAAUGUUAGUCAUUGGAGUCCAGUUUCUCGUCUUCUUUUUUCAUUGUUAUUUUUGGAUUCUUUUCUAUUUGUGGAGGUGUUCUAAUUCUUUCCAAAUUGUAGCCAGUACUAUUAUUAUUAUUAC